This is a messenger RNA of Brugia malayi, 450 nucleotides long. RefSeq lists its product as uncharacterized. The transcript has 4 exons. The record is from RefSeq and is a predicted model, not a curated record. Lineage: Eukaryota; Metazoa; Nematoda; Chromadorea; Rhabditida; Onchocercidae. Bases 1 to 450 code for a protein of 149 amino acids.
AUGUUUGGUGUGACAUCAGCACUUUUGAUCUUUGGAAUUAACAAAUACAAGGUAAAAUUAAUGUAUCCGACUUUGGUAGCUCGAGCAAUAAUUGUUUUUUUCAUGCAAGCAUUCGGUGUUUCAAUAAUUGUUCGACCAUCUCAUGCUAUCGAUGUUAUAAAUUUGAAUGAAUCAAAUGAUGAAAUAAUGCAUAAAAAUUUUGUUCAGGAAAAGAUGCGAAUUAAAAUGAAUGAAUUAUCAGCUGCGCAACGCUUAUCAUUGUUAAUAUUUUUUAUGAUAUUAAUAUCAACAUUUGUAUUUUAUACACUUUAUUUAAUUGUGCGAUGUAUUCGUUAUGUGAAAGCAUACAAACGACUUUUGAAUAGAAAACGUUCAUUUAUCGCUGCUUGUCACAUUAAUAUAUUGGAUAAACGACAAAGCUCGUUGCAUUCUAAAAAUUUUGAAGCAUAA